CUAUAAUUGUUUGCUAAAAGUUUUGCAAAUUGUGAAUAAAAUGUCCAAAAAUAAUAAUGAUUUGUUUGUGAGAACUCCACUCAUCGAGAGCUUAGAAUUGAGUCAAUGUUGUAAUAAUAAAGUGUACCUAAAGUUAGAGUCGUGUCAGCCGUCGGCCAGUUUUAAAAUGCGAGGCGUUGGGCGUCUUUGCCAACAGGGCGCACUCGAAGGACGCGAUCAAAUCAUAUCGUCUUCGGGAGGGAACGCAGGUCUGGCCACUGCCUGCGCCGCCCGUAUGUUAGGCCUCGAGUGUCGCGUAUUUGUGCCAAAAACUACUUCAAGUGUUACGCGAGAGAAGAUCGCCAGAGAGGGGGCGGAAGUGGUCAUCGCCGGUGAGGUGUGGAAUGAAGCCAAUGAUAUGGCCCUAAAGGCUGUCCAACAAUCACCGAAUUGUCUUUAUGUCCAUCCCUUUGAUAAUCCCAUCCUAUGGUCGGGUCACUCAACAAUGAUUGACGAAAUCGCAGAGGACUUGGAUGUGAAGCCAUCGAUGAUUGUCACGUGUUGUGGCGGAGGAGGUCUUCUCUGUGGCAUUAUUGAGGGUAUGAGACGUCACGGCUGGACAUCAGUGCCGGUGCUGGCGAUGGAGACUAUAGGAGCCGACUCUUUGAACGCAGCCGUAGUCGCAGCCAAUGGAGAGACUGUCCGUCCCGUCAGAAUCCCCGCCAUUACAAGUAUAGCUAAAUCUUUGGGUUCACUCAUUAUCUGCGAUCAAUUGGCCGCCGAUUGUACGACAGCUGCGCCGCCCGUACUCUCCCAUCUCUGCACUGAUAGCGAUGCGGUCGACGCGUGUAUUAGGUUUGCCGAUCAGCACAGGAUUCUCGUCGAAUUGGCUUGUGGCGCCUCUUUGUCCGCAUUAUAUACCGGAUUAGUUAAGAGACUAUUCCUCGAGAAUAGUGACCAAUACUCUGAUGGACCGGUAGUUGUGAUCAUAUGUGGCGGCGCUUCGGUUACUAUCGAUAUGCUUAAUGAAUGGAAAACUCAAUUCAAUUUAUAA
Molecule: messenger RNA, 1033 nt
Organism: Medioppia subpectinata
Lineage: Eukaryota; Metazoa; Arthropoda; Arachnida; Sarcoptiformes; Oppiidae
Source: the annotation of a GenBank genome assembly